AUGGGAAGGAAGAGAAAUCAAAGAAAGCCAGCAAUUGAAGGUGACGCAUCGAAUCUUCCAUGUGAAAUCAUAUGCACCAUACUCUCAAAACUACCCGUCAAGUCUCUUCUGCAAUUCAAGUGCGUUUGUAAAUCAUGGCGUGCUGCAAUCUCCAAACCCCAAUUCGUGAAAUUGCAUCUAAAUGAAUCAAUUAAGUUGAACCGUCAAAAACUCUUUUGCUCGGAGAUGUUGUCCGACCCUUUCUACUCCAUAGGCUAUGAAAGUUUUGAUAUUUCAGUGGAAAAACUAAGCUUUCCUUGUAAGAAGUAUAGGAAGGCUGGAGUGGUGUGUACUUGCAAUGGUCUAGUACUGUUGGGUCUUGACCAUGACAAGAUGUCUGUACUAUGGAAUCCAUCUAUCAGAGAUUAUAAAAAGUUCUCAUGUCCACCUCACAUAUAUGACAAAUAUAAGCCAAAAGGACUUUGCUAUGAUUCUUCCAUGGAUGAUUACAAGGUGGAAAUUCCCUUACUUGGGUUUUCGCGGUGCUACGAUCAGUGUGAAUGGUGUGUUACACUGGAUUGCUUUUACACUAAGAAAUGUCCAGGUGAGGCGAACCUCUCUUCCGAUUCUUCUAGUUCGAGUUCAUCAGAUGGUGAUGACAAUGGUAACUACCCAGCUUUUAUUCAUCAAUCCCAAGAUUUUAGAAUGGAUACAGUCAGAACACCCUAUACUCUACCUCCUUAUUCUCGUUCCUCUUUAUACAAUUCAAACACCCAUGUAUUCGAAUAUGCGUAUGAUUUCACUAAAACAUAUGUGAUUGUUUACUAUGACAUGGUGGAUGAGAGGUUCAAGGAGAUGCCACCACCAAAAUGUAUAAAAGAAGGUGAUAUAUUUAGUUUGACGGUUAUGAGAGGAUGCCUUAGUUUAUUUUGUAAUUCCAUUGAUAAGAAACAUGUUGUGGUGUGGACUAUGAAGCAAUAUGGUGAGAACAAUUCUUGGACCAAGUUCAUUGUCAUCCCACGUUGGGUUGAAACAACGAGACACUUAGAUUACUUAACACCGUUGUGUGCUAUGAAGAAAGGUGAAGUUGUGAUGAUGAUAAAUCUUGAUAGUUUGGUCAUCUAUAAUCCUAAAGAAAACUAG
Molecule: messenger RNA, 1122 nt
Organism: Cornus florida
Lineage: Eukaryota; Viridiplantae; Streptophyta; Magnoliopsida; Cornales; Cornaceae
Product: F-box/kelch-repeat protein At3g23880-like
Exons: 2
Coding region: 1-1122 (373 amino acids)
Molecular function (GO): protein binding
Source: RefSeq, a predicted model, not a curated record